CUGGGUGUUCGGAUUUAUAUGUCACUUAGUAUAUUUCAGCCUCAUCAAGUAUAGGGUUUCCAUCCUCUUUGGUCUUCAAUGGUUUCAGCGAUAAGCGAAUUGAUGGUAUUUUCUAACAUAUCCUAAUAAAUGUCUAUUCAAAUUUCCAUUAAUAAACAAUGGCUCAAUCACUUUGUUUCCUAAAAUGCCUGCCCAUACAUUAAUUUUUUUGGGGGUAUUGGGUAUGCCUUUCUAAAAAACCAUAAGGAUUUUCAUUGCUUCAAUACCUGCAUUAUGCUUAUAACAAAUCGGGUCGUUAUUUGGUUGUUGCCACGUAUAGUCUUCCGAAUUGUUGUAUAGUUGGUAGUUUAAGUUUUUAAUUAUAAACGAAUUGUAGAUUUGGCAAACCCUAACGGGCAACAUUUUGAACACUUAUUGUAAUAAAAGUGAUAUUUUCGUGUGUUAUUGUUUUCUAUAUGAACAAAUUAAGGGAAUAUGAACAUAUUCUGUGAAACCAAGAAUCUCAUCUAUUUUUAAUACCUUUACCUCAAGCAGAAAUAAUGCCAGGUAGUACGAAAGUUGUCCUCGAUUAUUUAAAACAAAUAAACUCGAUACUUGUUCUCAAAACAUAUUAAUUAUACGAGGGCCACGCUAUAUGUUUUGAGAUAGACGAAAACUGAAAACUAUGUUUCGAAAACUAGUUUAUUUAUGUCCAAAGUAUUCUCCUCCAGCAUCAAUGCACUUUUGUGGCCUGACCUUCCACAAAUGAAAUGCUUCUAACCAGUCAGUUUUUGGAAUACCUUCAACAAACUGAUUAAUUGCUUGAUCGAUUUCUUCUUCGGACGAAAAUUUUCGACCACGCAAUUUUUUUCAAAUUCUUGAAGAGCCAGAAGUCACACAUUGCCGAAUAAGGCGGAUGUUUUAGCAUUUUGAUGUGGCGCUGGCGUAGAAAGUCUACAGUUAGUUGGCCAGUGUGGCUAGAGGCAUUGCCGUGAUGCUGAAUGAAGAUGAUCAUGCCAAAUGGAGUGCACUGUUGCGGAUCCUACCCCAAGAGUUGCCUCUAUAGUCGCACAUGUGCAACGAGAAUAUUCUUCACUUAGCCGCUGAACUUCUGGAGUCGCGCUACAUAGCCAACCACUACGUUCUCCAUCAGCCAAUGAAACAUGCUUUCUUUUAAAUUCGGCAUACCAGCGAAACACACUUGCCCGGGACCGAGCUUCAUUAGCAAAUGCCUGUCGUAAGCGUUCGAUACAUUGAUGUUCAGUUAAACCGACUUUAAAGUCAUAGUAAAUCAUAGCGCGAUAACUCUCGAGACAACUCCAUGUUUCGUCCUAAAUUUGUUUACACCACGUGCACUGUAGGACGAUUGCAAAUGAACUGAAUGCGGCGACUUACUAAUAAAGGACCGCUCUUUCUAAUAGUGCACUCGUGCGGGUUUUAACUAGUUUAGUUAAUGCGCAUCUCAAAAUGUACAGCGUGCCCCUCGUAUUAAGUGACCAUUUGUAAAGGUUUCCAUAUUCGAUCAAUAGUCACGAGCCAGAAAUAAUAUUUUAAUUAAAUCCCCUAUCCACGUUAGGUUGGUGUAAACUCCUUAACACGAUUAGCUGUCAUUGUGACAUAAUUAUAUGUUCCAUUAACAAAUUACUUUAGAUGGCUUAACCUAUCAUUUAUUUACCACUGCUGGAUUUUGUCCUUUUCUUUGUUAUUAUUACUUAAUUGCCCUAUAAAUAGGAUCAUUGCUGGACAAUAAACCUACUAUUAUUUUUAUUAAGAGCACAAGAUGACAUUUUAAUGAUUUUUUUCUCAUAUAGAUUUUCUACGUAAUAACCCUGCCGAUCUUGAACGAAGAGUUUUUCCUUGUUGCUACAGACAUUCAUAGGUAAAGACCGACCGAUUAAUCGGCUCCGGCCACAUUCGGCCAUUAUUUAAGUUUAAGCCUUCGGCUAAAAGUCGGCUUCGGCCAAAAUGAGGCCGAAGUUUUAGCCGAAGGCGAAAGUGAAUUCGUCGACCGUCGGCGCGUAGCGAAUCUGAACGAGCUACGGUAAUUCCCCUCCACCCCCGCGAUGUGCUCGGCGACGGCAAUGAUCCAUGUACGUUCGGGAAAUACUCACAGUAUUUGGUUGGUACUUGUUAACGUAAGAGAAUUCGGCGCCUAAUCUUGUCGCUCUUCGCUAAUUGUAAUUAAGUAGAAUAGAUAACUAAUGUCAAUCAUCAAUUAAUUGUGUUUAUAGUAGUUCGUGUGGUAAGUUGGCAACGUCUUAUAUCUAUUUUUAUUUUACUAAACCGAAAGAUUUUAGAAAAUGUCUACAAAAAAUCCAAUCUGACUCCGCAUGACGCUACGGGAAUAAGAUCCAGGACAAACCACUCAAACCAGCCUACUUUACAAGAAAUAAUAGAACGCAAGUCGCCUGCAUUAUGGGCCGAUGAUCACCCGGUAUCGUCCCGUAUUGACAAAUCGAUUAUGGACCUCAUUAUUGUUGAUAUGUUACCAUAUUCUAUUGUUGAAGGAGAAGCUUUUCAGCGACUGCAUUUUGAAGGUCCAAACUUUGGUCAAAUAGAAGCAAGCACGGGAUUGCCCAAAAGUACUGCCCACCGGAUUUUGCGAAAGAACGAGCUCCACCCGUACUACGUACAGCGAGUGCAAUCCGUACAAUCCAGGAAUUAUCUGCCAACAGUUGAGUUUUGUCAAUGUUACAGAGACACCGGGAAGAUCCGCGAAACGAGUGUCCCCUGGAAAAAGGGGUCAUAUACUGAAGAAGGUCACUGAACUUGACGAAAUCAAACAAGAGGAGGCAGACCUUGAUGAUAGUAGCGUGAAGAUGGAACCUGAUAGUGAGUUUGAUAGUUCAUUCACUGGAGAUAGUCAACAAACUGGGGAGAGUUCUUUGGAUGAGCAGAAAGAUGAGACACCGGGAAGAUCCGCGAAACAAGUGUCCCCUGGAAAAAGGGGUCAUAUACUGAAGAAGGUCACUGAACUUGACGAAAUCAAACAAGAGGAGGUAGACCUUGAUGAUAGUAGCGUGAAGAUGGAACCUGAUAGUGAGUUUGAUAGUUCAUUCACUGGAGAUAGUCAACAAACUGGGGAGAGUUCUUUGGAUGAGCAGAAAGAUGAUAGUGUCAGCGACGAUCCUUUGACAGCGUUAGCACCCGCUGCUUUGGACCAUUCAAAAGAGUACAAGAAGACUGAGCCGACCGACUCGGAACAGCCAGCGAAGGACACCUGGUAUACAGUUGGGUUUGUCAAGGGCAACAGUUUUGACGUCAAUAAUUAUUUCUUGUUAGAAGGCGACAUUGCCGAUUUGACAAUUAACAACUUACCAGACCUUUCACACUAUCCCAAAAUGAAUUUGGAACCGGGUACGACAUACAAGUUCCGAGUGGUAGCCAUCAAUUCUGUGGGCAGAGGCGAAUGGAGUGAGGUUUCUGCAUUCAGAACUGGUCUGCCUGGAUUCCCCGGUGCCCCAUCAGCAAUCAAAAUAGAAAAAUCAGCAGAUGGUGCACAUCUGUCAUGGGAACCUGCAAGCACCAACCAGGGUGAAAUUCUUGAAUAUUCUGUUUUUCUAGCAGUCAGAGGAAAGGACAAAACGAAUCCUCCUGGGCAGUUCGCGUUUGAAAGAGUUUACUGUGGUCCGAACAAUAUGUGUGUUGUAAAUUUUACGUCUCUUGCCGCAGCUCACUUGGACACAUCGACGAAAGCGGCGAUUAUUUUCAGAAUUGCAGCUAAGAAUGACAAGGGAUAUGGGCUUGCUACUCAAGUUAGGUGGCUGCAAGAUCUACAAGCGACAAAUAAGCCUACGAAACGCGUACCCGACGGUGUACAUCAAGUUAAAAAAAUUAAAUAUGAGGAAGAUAUGUAAACGGAUGUGUUGAUGCUCUAUGUAAAGUAGUAUUACGUGAAAAAGGACUUUAAUUUUAUAAUUUAAAGAUGGGUAUCAAUUCGUACCCAAAGUGUAGUAUUUUAUUCGUAUAUUUUUUUUACAAGACGAAUUUGUUAGAUU
Acanthoscelides obtectus is the source of this 3977-nucleotide messenger RNA. The record is from the annotation of a GenBank genome assembly. NCBI's taxonomy places the organism in Eukaryota, Metazoa, Arthropoda, Insecta, Coleoptera, Chrysomelidae.